Grus americana (Whooping crane) is the source of this 2834-nucleotide messenger RNA. RefSeq names its product X-C motif chemokine receptor 1 (gene XCR1). Lineage: Eukaryota; Metazoa; Chordata; Aves; Gruiformes; Gruidae. The transcript has a single exon. Gene Ontology annotation, molecular function: chemokine receptor activity. Gene Ontology annotation, cellular component: membrane. Gene Ontology annotation, biological process: chemotaxis; immune response; G protein-coupled receptor signaling pathway. The record is from RefSeq and is a predicted model, not a curated record. The coding region runs from base 80 to 1096 and encodes 338 amino acids.
UUGAUUUUCACAAAAAUUUUGGUUUGAUUUUUGCUGUUCUUCAAAGCAGCCGCUGGAGAACAGCACAUGUUUUGCACAAAUGGAUGAAGAAUAUUAUCCACCCUAUUCAGAUGGUAAUUAUUCAUAUGCAUACUCUUCUAAUGAAAGCAAUGUCUGUGAAAUGGGCAACUAUUUUGUAUUUCACACCCAUCUCACUACCGUCCUCUAUACUCUGGCAUUUUUGCUCAGCCUGCUAGGAAACACUCUGGUGUUAUGGAUCCUAUUCAAAUAUGAAAACCUUACAUCUUUAACGAACGUCUCCAUCAUGAAUCUCUGUGUCUCUGACUUAGUCUUCUCCUGCAUGCUGCCUUUCUGGGCAGUGGACCAGUCCUUUGGGUGGAUUUUUGGUGAGUUCCUUUGCAAAGCAGUGAAUGCUGUUUUCUCCAUCGGCUACUACAGCGGUGUUUUCUUUUUGACUAUCACGACUAUCCUGCGGUACUUGUUCGUAGUGAACCCUCUUUCCACUUGGAGAUCCCAGACGGAAUGGUGUGGUUUUCUGAUGAGCUUGGCUGUUUGGACUGGUAGCAUAUUAAUUGUGGUUCCUGAGGUGAUUCACACGACAGUGCAAGAAACUUUGGAAGGGUACAAGAUCUGUGAUUAUGCUGACUUGAAAUGGAAAAAGGUGGACAUUUAUCAGAGAAAUGUACUCUUCCUGCUUUCCUUUGGGGUUAUUGGAUUCUGUUACUUCAAGAUACUGAUAAUCCUGCUCAGAGCAAGAUCUCACAGAAAGCACAGAACUGUGAAACUCAUCCUUAUUAUUGUGGUGGCGUUUUUCCUGAGCUGGGCACCUUACAACAUCCUCAGCUUUCUGAUUACUUUUCCACCACCUACCUGUCAGUAUCAAAAAGACUCCAACCUCGCUUUUCACAUCAGCCGUAAAAUUGCUUUCUCCCACUGCUGCCUCAACCCUGUGCUCUACGUAUUUGUUGGAGUCAAGUUCAAGAGGCAUUUGUUACGUUUAAGCAGUCAGUGUUUACCCUGUGGCAAUGGUCAAGCCUCCAGCCCCAGAAUCUGCUCUCAAGACAAAUUCCACUAUGAAGAUGCGUCCAUCUACUGAAGCAAGACCUAACUAUUAGCACGAAUCCUGGAUGAACUUGCAGGUUUUAAAAGCCCUGGAUAACCUCUAAUUCUUGCAGGCACUUCCCUGAGAAAGACACACAAAUUUACUCUUUGCAAACAUGCUGUGUAUGGAAAAUAAUAAUAGUUAAAAAAAAGUAUUUACAGUAGGCUGGAGAACUGAGGAUGCUGAGAAAUUACUUCAUUGGCCUGUAAGUCGUAUCUUUAUGAUUUUUUGUGCAGUGAGAUGGAAACAGUAAAAAAAAUUUUGCUUUUUCCUUUGGGAGCUAAAACCUCAGGUUUCAACAUAAAUGGUGUUGCAUGUUGCUUUCUUGCCUGACUUAUUGCCUGACAAUAUUUGGAUUGUACAUAGCAAUGGACACAUAUGUAUUUCUGUAGCUUUUGCUUUACAGUGUUUAUCAGUGCUGAUCUCAUUGGUUCUCUUGCGGGCUCUCAGGGUUAACUGGCUUGACAACAGCUACAAGACCUCAGAGUCCCUGAAGUUCUCAGUGCAAAUGUUCUUUUAUCUGUUGGCAGAUAAAUAUCAAUAAAAGUAGCUUAGUGUAAAAGUAUUUUUUUGGGUCUGAAAUGGAAAGUUUAGGAAAGCCCUAGAAGGAACACAAGCUGUUAAGCAGAUACCUCACUAGGAUAUUAAUUUUCCUCCUGCUACUGCUCCUGCCAUAGGCACCUUCCAGUCUCUGAAUAUCCCUUCAGGCCGUAGCAGUGGCUCAGCAGCCCAUCUCCCGAGCAGCACAGGAGCAUAUUUGCCUCUAAAUGCUCUCUCCUUCCUUUCCUCCCUUUGCCAUGGUGCUGAGAAGAAUUAAACUUUCAAAAAAAGGUUAUAGAGCAAGAACAAAUGGCUUUUGUAAUAGCAGGAUAGAAACAGUUUGCUUUAUUUGUAAUGUUUGGGCUAUUUUAUUUUUUUUUAGAAAGCCAGAGCAGCAGGUUUUAGCCUAUAUACUUGGAUGCUUGCUGCUUCACAACUUUUUUAAAACGGCUUCACAGAGAUGUUUAAAUCUCUACUUAAAACCUGAUCAUCAAAGCCAGCCAUGUGUUUGUUUUUGACGUGCUUCACGUCUGUCUAAAUACCAGAUAUGCUUGUAUCUCUGAGGCUUGCGAGCAUCUGGUCUAACCAGCUGCCUGGCCACACGCAAGUCUUUCAUUUCAUGCAUCCAUCUCAUCUCCAUGGGCAGGUGGGAAGUAAAGUGGAAAUAAUUGCGUGAAGCUAGCUUUGGAAAUGUUGCUAAGGGGGCUAGUUGUGUUAAGUGCAGGAGUGUUUUUACAUGACCACUAAAACACGAUUUCCCAGCUAAAAGCAAGUUGAGGGAAUUCAAUUCAAUAGCACACAUUUUUGCAACAAAACCAUUCACAUUCUGAUCACACUGAUCAAACCUUGUGGCUUGUUUUCUUACAGAAACGGAUAUUCUUCUUCAUGAUAGCUCAGUGGGUUGUUUUUUUUUCCCUCAGGCAGUGUAACAUGGAGUGCGUACUCCAGUGUAGCUGAAUGACAAAGCAUCUGGAAAGCAGAAUAUUUCAUUUCCUAGCAUUGGUAUAGAAAACCAAGGUAGCUUUGCAGUGGCACCAAGCAAUGGUUUGGCAAUGGUUCUAAGCAACAAUUUGGCUUUUUGGACAGCCAUCUUAAAAUGCCUCUGUGUGUUUCCGCACUAAUUCAUUUGAUCUCUAAAGAUCAUCUGGAGCAGACAACAGAUUCUUCUCAGCUGCUGUAUAGUUUAUAAAAA